Molecule: messenger RNA, 2838 nt
Organism: Grosmannia clavigera kw1407
Lineage: Eukaryota; Fungi; Ascomycota; Sordariomycetes; Ophiostomatales; Ophiostomataceae
Product: c6 zinc finger domain containing protein
Exons: 1
Coding region: 1-2838 (945 amino acids)
Biological process (GO): regulation of DNA-templated transcription; DNA-templated transcription
Cellular component (GO): nucleus
Molecular function (GO): zinc ion binding; DNA binding; DNA-binding transcription factor activity, RNA polymerase II-specific
Source: RefSeq, a predicted model, not a curated record
AUGCCCUUGCUUGACUAUGAGACGAAACCGCCACUGGCUCCACUCCUUCCGACCGGCUCUACAACUGCGACGAUUGUUGCCGAGGUCACAAAGAGCAGUAACGUCAAACGUCCACCAAUGCGGUCCAGUAUUGCCUGCAUGCGCUGUCGUCGAUCUAAGAUCAAGUGUGACAACGAUGGCAAGGCGUCAUCGCCGUGCGAAACAUGCAUCAAGUCUGGCCGCGACUGCCAAUACCCCGCUGUCAAUACGCCAACCCCGAGACGGACGGCAGACCCGCAGAUACCCACAUCCGUCGUCAGUCCUGCGACUGGAUCCAUCACUUACAAGCGCGACGAUGGUCUGGCAGACCGUGGCCCCGAGCGGAAGCGCCUGAAAAAACUUGAGGAUGCCUUUCGCACUGAUGCUCCGUCUUCUGGUGCAUAUUAUGCCGAGGAAGUAUUGUCCACCCCUUACCUCACCGAGGCCAUGUGGAUGCAAGUUUGCAACAUCUAUCGCCUGCAUUUUGCUAGCGAGUUGCCGUUUCUACACAUGCCGACCUUGAAGGAAAACAUGGGUACCGGUUCCAAGACUAAGCAAAAGCGGCGCUCUGCUGACACCAAUCUCGUGCUGCUGGGAGUGCUUACCUUGACUUCUCGCUUCCAUUCGGACCUGGUCAAAUAUGUUGCCCAAACCAUUGCCAAUCAAAGCAGCACAAAGGGCCGGUCACCCGCUACAGCCAAGGCCGAUCCGUGGGCUGCUUCUGAAUACUAUGCCGACGUUCUGACCAAGGCUCUGGGCCCUCUUAGCGCUAGCAUGACUUUGGCUAGUAUUGAACGCGUCCAAGCCUUUCUCAUGCUGGGCCUAUACGAAUGGAGCCAGGCCAAACGGAAGACCGGCGGCCUGGGCGCGUGGAUGUACGUUGGGGUCGCCAUUCGGAUGGCCCAGGCCUUGGGCUUAAGCUUUGACGGCAGGCCAGGCGGUAAACGUCACCGUAGAGCCGCCGUAUCUGCUACUUUUGCAGCCCAUGCAGAUCCGCAAGCUGUGGAACGACGGGCAUUGAAAGCUGAUGGAAUUGAUAGCUCUCCUCGGCGAGAUCUGACCAAAGUUCCCGUGCCACUGGCCGAUGAUAUUGUGACCAACGAGAUACGGCGACGAACUAUGUUUAGCUGCCUUAUUUUGGAUCGAUUGCUAUCGUGUGGUGAGAAGCGACUGCCAGCGAUUCGCUCCAAAGACCUACAAAUACAACUUCCUUGCUCUGAUUUUGCAUUUGAUCUCGGGCAGGAAGUCCGCACGAGAUAUCUGAAGUCCCUGAAUGAGACUGAUACCGCCGACAACGAACAGGAGACCAACGAAAGCGGCGACAGUGUACUUGCUCGCUUCAUACAGCUGGUCGACAUAUGGGGGGAGAUUUCAAAGUACAGUUUUGCUGGCGGCCGUCGGGUCGAAAAGCGGCCACCUUGGGAGGAGACGGAGUUUCUACGACUUCGCAGAGUGCUCGACAAAUUCUAUAAGGGCCUGCCAUCAAUAUUCACUUUGUCAAGAAGCAACUACUACGUAUACGAAAGCCACCAGGCUUCCAGCGCCUAUGUGUCACUGCAUAUGCUUGGCGCAGUUUGCAGGAUUAUGCUGCACCGCGAGUACAUUCCGUUUAUUCCCAUCCGUUGUGAUGGGCCCGAGGGACCCCUUGACGAACCAACGUUCCCGAAGGGAAGCGCCCCCCCUGGGUUUUGGGAUGAGAGUGCUGAGCAAAUCUUUAAGGCAGCUCGGGACAUUGUUGACUUAAUUGAAAUAUGCCAGGGCUGCGACAAGCUGCCCAUGUCGGCACUGGUUGUCUUUUCCAUAUGGACGGCUGCUUUCGUUGGCAUCUAUGCAUGGCAUUUCCCCGCGCUGGAUGCCCAUAAGCAUAUGCUCGAUGGAAUGGAUGGCGGACAAACAGCGAAGCCUCACGGCAGAAUCAACAAUAAAGUCGACUAUCACAUUCAGACCCACGGUCCUACGGGAAUCACCUACAGCGCACUGAACAAAAUGUCCACCUGGUUACAGAUGGCCUGCACAUAUGUCAGCUACUUCCAAGAUAUGGACAAAUUCUACGAGGGGGUCAAGGAAGACUAUCGAAAACACAUGGCCAAGCGCAACAGUGGCGAUGGCCCGGGCGAGCUCAGCAUCCGCAUGGGAGGAGGUGGUGGUGGGCUGGACGAGUGGAAGGUUCAUGGACCAAAGGUUACGAAUAACGGCAUGAUCUUGUCCGAUGACGAUGCCAUAGUCGAAGCCUCUGAUCGGUCGCGGACCAGCAGCACGCCAGCUGGCUUGGACUGCGGCUCAUCUACCGGACCUGAGGGAGUUCGCUACAUGCCAGUUUAUGGUGACGGCAGCAGCUCCAUCGACCGUCACUCGUUGCCAGUAAUUGGAGAAGAGCAUGUCAAUGUCUCAGCGAUGGAAACACCAGGGGUUGGCUGUGGUGGUGUGGCAUUCAUGAGCCAGGACGGCGGAAGCUUUCCCAGCAGCAGCGGAACCAUUUCGGCGCACGGCUUGCCAAUGUCUGGCGAGGCAGGUUUAGGUUUGGCGUCGGCUACAAUACAGCCAUGGGAACGGUAUCCACACGACACCGAGCAGCAGCUGAACCUGCAAAUGCAGGCCGAGCAGCACAUGCCGGUGACAACGCAGGGAUAUGAGAUGGGGGAGCCGGUCGGUUAUAGUGAUAUGAGAGACUUCUAUCCCGACGUUCUGCCCUACAUUGAUAGGUUCCAGGGCAUGCGGUGGCAAGAUGCCAGCCAGGCAGCUGGCAUUGAGCAUUUUUCUCACGGCGACUCCAUCGGCGGCGGUCAUGCUGUGUGGAUAGACCAACCGUUUAUAAUCUGA